AUGGCCUUUUCUAAUAGCCAUAUUGCUCAGAUUGAGACACAAUUUCCUCUUACUGCUCACCAUAUUUUCAAUAUUAUUAUUGAACAAACUCCUCCCAACACCAAGUUGCAAAUUUCAAAGGCAUUUUGGAUGAAAUAUUGUGACUCCUUAUCGAAUCAUGUAUUUCGUAAGCUUCCAUGUGGAUCAACAGAGGAGGCAGAGUUGACCAAAAGUGGUGAUGAAAAGGAGCAUAAUGUUGUUGAUAUUGAUGAUUCUAAUGAAGAUUCAAACUCUCGGCCCAACAAGAUAAGGAAGAUUAGUUUUUAUGGUAAUUCUGAAGCUGCAAAUAAGACAAAACCAGUAUCUGAAGCAAAUACUGAUCAUGACAAUCAAGGCAAAGGCACUAAUAAUAAUAAUAAUAAGAGCUCUUCAUCUGAAGCAGCCAGCAAAUUCUUCUCAGACAAUUCUUACUUCCAAGUAAAAUUGGGAGCACAUCAAUUGCGUGGAAAUGGAAAAUUGUAUAUUCCAGUGGCUAUUGCAAACUCUUGGUUUGAGAAAAAGACACAAAUUGUCUGUCUUUGGGUUGGUGAGAAAUAUUGGCAUGUGAAUUUAACUGUUAAUAAGGGAUCAUCAUCUUCUGGAUUAGAGCAUAGGUUUUCUAGUGGGUGGCGUGCAUUUGCAAGACACAACUCUCUUCAGCCAAAUGAUGUAUGCAUCUUUGAGCUGAUCCUCAAGAAUAAACUUGAGGUUAAAGUUACCAUAUUUAGACAAAGUGAAAGUAGUAUGACUCAACAAUAA
Messenger RNA from Cannabis sativa, 777 nucleotides. Its product is annotated as B3 domain-containing protein REM19-like. Gene Ontology annotation, molecular function: DNA binding. NCBI's taxonomy places the organism in Eukaryota, Viridiplantae, Streptophyta, Magnoliopsida, Rosales, Cannabaceae. The transcript is spliced from 5 exons. Bases 1 to 777 code for a protein of 258 amino acids. The record is from RefSeq and is a predicted model, not a curated record.